AUGCCUGCUAUGGAGAGGCUGAGAAGAUUUUUGGAGAACGCUGUGUCGCUAGUUGUGGAUGCUUCGUUCAUUCACCCUCAUUGGAAGACAAAUGUACCAGAACCAUGGACGGACUUUGACAAUGACAUUGCUCUGUUGAGGUUGAAAGAACCACUGAAGAUGGGUCCCAACAUCUCUCAUUCCUUGACCUAUAAAUUCACAGAUAAUAUGAUUUGUGCUGGGGAUGGCCGCGAGGACAGCUGUUCUGGGGACAGUGGUGGGGCGUAUGGCAUGGAGGAUCCCCACAAUGAGACCCAUUACUAUGUUGCUGGCCUGGUGUCCUGGGGACUGAAAUGUGACACCUAUGGUCUUUACACUAAGGUGGCAAACUACGUGGACUGGAUUGCACAAACCAUGAGCCAGCAUGAAUAUCUGGAAGUAUAG
Molecule: messenger RNA, 423 nt
Organism: Hemicordylus capensis (graceful crag lizard)
Lineage: Eukaryota; Metazoa; Chordata; Lepidosauria; Squamata; Cordylidae
Product: complement C1s-1 subcomponent-like
Exons: 3
Coding region: 1-423 (140 amino acids)
Biological process (GO): proteolysis
Molecular function (GO): serine-type endopeptidase activity
Source: RefSeq, a predicted model, not a curated record